CUUGUACCCGCAAGUUCUGGUGACACUUUCGCAGUUGUCUCAGAAGACAGUAACAUUAAUGUUUUAAGUGGAAGUGGGACGUGCAGUGGAAGGAAUAGUGGAGAACAACUUGGGAGUUCUGGAGUACCAGUGACACAGGCUGUCCAAUCCAGAAGAUCUCCUGAGUUGCCUUGUGAUAAAGAUGGCUACAAAAAUGUCGGUCUUGUAUCGUCCAGCUUCAUUAGAGCCUCCCAAGCUGAAGGAACCUGUGAGCUUACUUGUGAUGAAAAUUGCUACAGCAAUGUUGUACAUGUACCAUCUAGCUCUUUGAACUUUAACAUGGCAAAUGGCAUUCUGCGAAGCAAUGGGCGUGAAGAAGAUUGUGAAUUUACUCCAAGGGACAGUGAAAUUGAAGAUGUGAAACCCCUGGUUUGUCUUGCACUGGAACAUUCAAAUCUUGAACCCAAUUGUGGCAAUCCACCCCACGGGAAUGAAAAAGGCAUUCAAACUGAAUUGACAGAUAUGCAGAAUGAAGGCUUUUAUGCCUCAGAAUCUGUUUCUGAGUCCAGCAAUGCA
Messenger RNA from Porites evermanni, 555 nucleotides. The record is from the annotation of a GenBank genome assembly. Lineage: Eukaryota; Metazoa; Cnidaria; Anthozoa; Scleractinia; Poritidae.